Messenger RNA from Prorocentrum cordatum, 641 nucleotides. The record is from the annotation of a GenBank genome assembly. NCBI's taxonomy places the organism in Eukaryota, Dinophyceae, Prorocentrales, Prorocentraceae.
AUGCCAUCCCCGGCAGGGCCCUCUCUCUCUAAACCGCAGGAGGCGCUGGCCGCGCUGGAGCAGGGCCGGCACUGGCCGCAGGAGUUCGUGGUGAGCGAGUUGCAGCAGAUCGUGAGCCGCUACGAGGAUCGAGGCAGCCGGCGCGCCUUCGGCCUCGAGGGCAGCGUGCCCCUGGAGCCCGGCGGCGACAAGGGCGAGAACGACCCGGUGUGGAGGCGGCUGGCGCUCCGCGUGGCCGAGCGCUGCGGCGCCCCCGAGGGCAGCGACCUGCUCGCCGAGGUCGAGGCGCCCGGGCUCGCCGAGCACAGCGACAGGAGACCACGCCGGACGAGGGCGCGGAGCAGACGCACGAGGCCGCCGCGGGCGGCGCCGCGAAGGCGGGGGCGCCGGCCCCCGGCCAAGGCUACGAGAGCUUCCGGGAGCUGCUCGACAGCCCGCAGGCCGGCAAGGCCCACCGGCGGCGCAGGAGGUCGGUGGACUCGCGGGACCACGACCUGCGGCCCGCGCUGUGGAGGGCGCUGCCGUUCGGCCGCUUCUUCGGCAGGAGCAGGGGCGCCAGCCCGCACGCGUCCGAGGCGGACGAGGGCGAGGGCCUGCCCGGAGGGCAGCCCUCGUGCCCGAGCGGCGGCGGCCGUUGGGAG